Rhizophagus irregularis DAOM 181602=DAOM 197198 is the source of this 2826-nucleotide messenger RNA. RefSeq lists its product as uncharacterized. Lineage: Eukaryota; Fungi; Glomeromycota; Glomeromycetes; Glomerales; Glomeraceae. The record is from RefSeq and is a predicted model, not a curated record.
AUGGUCCAUUUUUUUGUUAGCGUUGACGAAGGGCAAAAAAAUAUAAUCAGUCAACAAGUUAUUAAAAUUGUUGAAGAAAUAUGUACAUUUAGUGAAAUAUAUGAAGCAAUUACUGAAGGCGUAUUUGGUGUAUGUAAUGUAAGGGUUUACGUUGGUAAAGGGGAUGGCAAGUGGAAUAAUCUAAGAGAAGGAUUGUAUGAUGAUAUAUCUUUAAUGUCAGAGCUAGAAUUAAAGUAUAUACGUUUUAUUGUACAUACUGAAGAAAAUAAUAUAGUACAACAAAAUCAACAAUUUGAAAGAAAUGCAUUUGACAUUAUGAUGGAGCAUUCCCAUAAGCCAUACUUUCCAUCAAUUAAAAGAGAAGAUACUCAACGAGAUGUUUUAUACAAUGAUCAACUUGUAGAUCUUCUUUGGUAUAUUGAUCCGCAUCAUAACACACUUGCUGCUUGUUCACUAUAUCUUCCAAAUAUUUUCAAAGAAUUAAGUCAAUAUCAAUGUGACAGCAAUUAUAAUAAAUUUUAUUAUACUUCACAUCAUAAAAAAGAGAGUCUUAAAAGAGAAAAACUUAAGCAAUUAGCAGAAUCAUUGGAGCUCUCAAUUGAAGUAUUUGAAUUAGCAAAUAUGAUCAACCAAUAUGCGAAGUAUUUACAAAGAGUUAAUAAUAAAGUAAAUGUUCGUCAUACUAGUAAUAUGGCAGUACGAAAUGUUAGUCAAGAUCUGCAAGUAUAUACCGUUGAAAGAUGCUCAGAAAUCGAUACUAAAUAUCAAGAAUUAUCAUAUUUUUUAUCUAACAAAAACAAUUACGAAUUUUUUAAUCUUGAGGAAUAUAUUCCAUCUAAUCCAAUGCAAAGAUAUUGUUAUAUUCAAAAUUUGCAACUUGACUUUCCUGUCACUAUUUACCGGUAUCACCAGGGCAAUUAUCUAGGUACUCUUAAUUAUAUAUGGAAAGCUCCAUUAUUAGCAGAUCAAAGAUUAGAAACAGAAAAUGCACGAGUAAUAUCAAUAAUUCAAGAAAGCUUGCCAAAGUAUUUUACUCACCAAAUGAGAAAAAAUUACUCUCUUAUUAAAAAGGUCACUCCAGUUAUGCUUCGAACAUUGUAUUAUGAUUUAACUGGUGAUGCUUCCACAACAUCGAAUCCUAUUUGCAAAGAGAUUGAAGAUCGAUUACGAUUGAUGCUUAUGCUUGAAGAUCCGUCAAUAAUUAUUGAUUUACAAGUUAAUAGUGCCAAAUAUAAUUCACCAUUACCUACAAAUAUCGCACUUCCAUGUGAAGAAUGGAUCUGUCUUCAAUUUUGGCCAACCAAUCCAACUACAGCAGCGGCAAUACAUUAUACUGGCCGAUUUAAUAUUAAAUAUCAAGUCCAAGCUAGACAAUUACGCAAAGAUCAUCCAGAUGCACAUUAUUGUGCUUGUUUAUUUCAGUAUCUACGUGAAUUUGCUAUUCUUUAUCGCAGUCAUGUUUGUUUUAUUGCUGCAGAUGAUAAACAUAAAAUACUGAUCGGAGAAGGUGUACCUACAUCAACUGGUGUACGUAAUAAGAAAAAUAUAGUUAGUACAAAUACAGUUCUUGUAGCGAGUGAUCAUGAUUUUACCAAACUAUCUCUUACCCCUUCUGUAACUUUUUUUAUUGAUAUUCCUGAAUCAAUUGAACAUUCCUUUUAUAAUGGUAAAGUAUUUGUUUCAUAUAAGGAUACACUUUUUCAACCUAGUACCGCUAUUAGACAUUCAACUGAAUUUUACAAUGCAAUACAAAGUUAUUAUGAACCGAACAUACCUCCCAUUCUUUGUCUUUACACAGAUGGUGGUCCAGACUAUCGAACAACUUUUGGUUCAGUACAAAUAUCCCUUCUUUGUCUAUUCCUUCGUGGUAACUUUGAUAUUCUUAUUGCAUUGCAAACUGCACCUUACCACAGUUGGGCAAAUCCAGCUGAACGAAUUAUGUCAAUAAUUAAUUUGGGUCUUCAGGGUGUUGCAAUUAUGCGAGAUGAGAUGAGUUCAUAUUUAGAGAAAAUUUUUGAAAAGGCUGAUACAUUAGAACAAAUUCGAGAGGCCGCAAAAAAAAACCAAGACCUUAAAACUGAACUGGAAAAUUGCAUUUGCAAUGUUCAACAAUUAUUAUGUGCACGAACUGAACGACUGAUAAUUCUUUCUAUUGAUAAAACGUUGAAGAUUUCUGAUACAACUAUGGAUAUUCUUUCAAAAAAAACUAAUCUUCAGGAAUUUAUGCGAACACAUUGUCAAAUUCGUCAUUACAGUUUUCAGAUCAAGAAAUGCGAAAAUGCGGAUUGCAAUGUAUGUGAUACAAUUCGCCUUCCACAAGAUAUUUUUAACGGCAUUAGCUUUCUUCCAGAUCCAGUACUUGCACAAUUAGACAAUGAUCGUUAUAUUGAUUUUAAGAGUAUAUAUGGUACAGAAACAACAGAACAAUAUCAUCCCACACUAAUAGCGGCUAUUGAAAAAGCAUUGACCAACACACAGCAGUCUAUAUUUAAAUGUAUUGUUGAUGAUUGGGAUUAUAGCUGUGGAUCUUCUUUAGUGCCUGAAAGUCAUGAACUUUACAAUGUUUUAUUUGUACGUGAAAAAAUUUCAUGUGAGUCACCAAUUGAGUUAUCUUAUUAUUCAUCACGUAAAAAUAAUCCACUUGUAUGUUAUUGGUGUGGAUGUGAUCAAGAACUAUUAGAAUUUCCAACAUAUAUGACAUCAAAGUACAAGUUUGUAUUUCCCUUGUGUAGUAUAUGCCAAAGUAAAGGAAAGGAUUUUUUUGCACGAAUUGAAAUUAAAACUAAUACAAAAGGUCAAAAAAGAAAGAGAAAUACUAAUAGUUAA